Molecule: messenger RNA, 3240 nt
Organism: Corapipo altera (White-ruffed manakin)
Lineage: Eukaryota; Metazoa; Chordata; Aves; Passeriformes; Pipridae
Gene: FBXO43
Product: F-box protein 43
Exons: 8
Coding region: 888-2885 (665 amino acids)
Biological process (GO): regulation of mitotic nuclear division; negative regulation of meiotic nuclear division
Cellular component (GO): nucleus
Molecular function (GO): zinc ion binding
Source: RefSeq, a predicted model, not a curated record
AGCCCAGGAAAAAUAGGCAUCCACGUAUUCGUGGGUGUAGUGGGUUUGUGUUUGUUUGGUAUGUUGGGGGAUGAGAGGGUUAGUGUACAGAAAAACUAAACCCACAGCAAAACCCAGGCGCCGUCACGGGGCAUCUCCCACCCGACUGCUUUGAAGGCGAUGCACUUGACAAACGCUCAAUGUUUGUUUCGGUCCUGGACCGUCGGGCACGAACGUACUAAUUAACUCGAAUUAAUCAGCACCCUUACAACUCAAGCUUAAAGGCUGUGGUGCAGAUAAAGGUCAUUAUCUGUGAAAGCCACUGCCCGGCCGCGAUUCACGCGCGUCCCUGAGCCUCCCCUCAGCGCUGGCGCCCCCUCCUCGCAGGGAGCGGAGCGGGGGCGGGAAACCCUCACCCACACCAGCCUCCUGAGGAGGAGCACGGCAGGGGCGCUUUAACAGUGGGCUGGGUGCGGCGGGGCAAAAGUAUAAAGCGUGAGGAGCGAGGCGAGCCCGCUAGGUACCGUCUCUCGUCCCAGAGGAGCGGGCGGGGCUGUCCCGUUCUCCUCAGGCUCCCGCCCUGCCCCGGGCCCGCAGCACGGAGGGGGCGGGGAGGCAGCGGUUGGUUAUCAGUAGGGGCAAGCAAUUCUUCUAAUACAGCACAUUUACUGUGGAAGAUCUUGAGUUGCUUCACAAAUUAGGGGAGGUCAAGAACAGAGUCUUCAGAUAAUCAAUUUUACUACAGAUAUGCCUGCUGCCUGAAAAUUAAUUUUCUAAGUCUGGAAGCCUGUGGACUUUUGUUAGAUGUGUGAUUAGUUUGACUGUGACUGUGUUUAAGGAAAACAUUAAUAUUUUUAAAGGAACAACACUGGUAUCUUCUUUUACAAAGCCAAAGUGUCAAGCAGAAGAUGUCAGACAGUCAUUCAGUGAAGUUCAAUAUUCUUAAAAGAAAUAGAUUAAUAUCUCCCAGCAGCAAUUUUAAAUACUCAAAUUUUAAAGACAUGUGUUGCACUUCAGCAUUUCUGGACAGCAGAUACAAUGAGUCAGUAAAAGAUCUUGAUGCAGAACAUAAAGAAGCACCAAGUGUAACAAGUAUUUCAUUGCUACAAGGGCAUUCUGAGCACAUUCAUCCAAAUGCCUUCAUUCCCGUGUCAUCAUCUAUCGAAAAAGAACUGAAUUCUAUCUCAAUAUCAGAAGAAAAAGAAGCAACAGGAAGUGCAGAUGGUUUUGAAAGUCCUAAAUCAAGUAGAAAAAGCUCUUCACUACGCAGGAGACUGCUUUUACCCAAGACUGUUGAAGCUGGCACAACUGUAGAAAGCUGUGAAAGGCAAGCUAGUUCUUCAGGAAGCAUCAGGAAAAAAAAAUUCUCCUGUGUUUUGAACUCCGAAGAAAAACUUCCAAAAACUACUGCAGAUUCUUCAAAAGAUAAAAGUUGCAAAACUCUGACAACUAGCACUUCAAAACCUGAGGGCUCUAAUCCUCGUUUUCCAAAACGGAGAAUUUCCUUUUCACAGCAAAGGACUUCCACAGUAGAUGAGUCCCAGUGUAAGGACCCCUUAUUGCUAGAGUCGGAAAGUUUAUCUCCAAUUCAGUGUAAGGAUGGAAUUGUUAAUAACACUAAUGAAUUCAAUGGAAGUGUUCUUAUGAGAGUUGGUGACGGGGUGCUUAGGACUCUUACUUACAACGAAGCCAAUGAGAGUAAAUUCCUGACUUCUAUCAACAGUCCUGUAGAGAACUUGAAUUUUGGACUAUGUGAUAUAAACUCUCCCCCUGUUAAGGUGGUAAAUUACCCAGAUCUUUCAACACCUGAGGAUAGUGGAUAUAAUUCACUUCCUUUGGACAAAUCAGGAGACUCAUUGUCUGAUCAUGAGGGAUCUUUCCAAGAGCUCUUUCAAAAGCACAGAGAAGAUUCCAAAAUUCUAGAUAAUAAAAGAAAAACAAGAAAACUUGAACGAGUUAGAAGGUUAUCCACUCUUCAGGAACAGGGUUCACAGUCAGAGACAGAAGAUAAUCAUGGCAGUCCUACUUCAAUGCAUAUAUUAACAGAAGAAAGAAAUUUUGUCAGGGAAGAUCAUGAAUUAGUUCUAAAAGAACAACCUAAUGGAGACCUGGUUGUAAGUCAUGGAGAUCUCUCAAGAACUCCAGCUCUGAAAAUAGUUCAUGAAAUUUGCUUGCAGAGACAAAGAUCGGACCAAAAGCAAAUAUCAGAGAAUAUUGAUGGAACAGAAAUAUUUGCAUUAGAUCAUGUCCUUCCUGGACUUAUUGGCAAGAAAAUGGGCCUUGACAAAUUAGAUAUUUUAACAGAAUUAAAAGACAGAAAUUUAAAACAUGUUCUUGCUAUAGUUUUAGAUGCUUUGACAGUGGAAAGUCUAUGCAGCAUUUGGAAAGUAAGCAAAAACUGGCGUGAAAUCGUUGUACAAGAUAAAAGGGCAGAUAAGAGGAGAAAGUUGUACAUAAAACAGCAGAAAGAAGAAGCUGGGGAAUAUUUAUUGAAGGCUGAAGAUGCUGCCACAAGGCUUAAUAUUCUCAAUAGAUCUGCUCUAAGGCCUGUUCAAGCUCAAGCCAGAACUCCUGUACUACAAACACCACCUUCAUACACUGAAAUUACACCCACUAACACUAGUUACUCAGCUAGCAGACAGGAAGAAUACCUGAAAGUUGCUAAAACUCUGUUCACUGACGAAGCUCUAAAACCCUGUCCAAGAUGUCAAUAUCCUGCUAAAUAUCAACUGGUAAAGAAUCGGGGGCUGUGUAGCAGAGAGGCAUGUGCAUUUGAGUUCUGUAUUUUAUGUCUGCAUGCAUUCCAUGGCUCAAAAGAAUGUAACAGUUUAUCUGCAAAACGGAAGAACAAAAAAGAUGCUCCUCCAGGAAGCGCCCAAAGCAAAAGAAAUUUAAAAAGACUCUAAAUUUGUAAGGCAUGCAACUCCUUACAUUCAAUUCCUCUUCCACUUCUCAUAAAUUCCUAAUCUUGUUCCUCUUCAUAUAUUUCAUUUCUUUAUACUUCAUAUAAAGAUAUGCAUUUUGAAAGUCUCAUUCAAUUUGUUACCAAGGUACCUUCUCAUGUAUAUAUCUUAAUCAAUGUAGUAUAUUUUUAUUUUUAAAAAAAUGAACAUUUAAAAGUAUUUUGUCUUCUUUUACUUGUUGAGUAGUAGCUAGGCACUUACUAACAUCUUAAUUUUUAAAUAAAUAUUUAUAUGUAGUCUGUAUUAUUUAGCUUACAACACCUCUUAGAUGUUUAAAAAUGUGAUUCUUGUCUUAAAG